AUGGGCUGUGGCCAAUCCUGGUACGACCCGCGUUGCGCAUAUGCGUGCCGGGCAGUCAUCGGAUCCGCGCCGCUGGACUGCCCGGAUACAGACGCCGGCGGCAUGACGGGCAUGGACAUGCACAAGGCCUCGCCCAUGGCGCCGUGCAUCGCCGACAACGUCGACUUUCUGUCCACCCUGGCCUACUGCAUGGGCGAACGCUGCGUCGCUGACGGCGUCUCGGCCUCCAAGCUCGAGGCCUACUGGGCCGACCAGGCCACCGGCGACCCCACCGUUCCUCCUCACUGGACCUACGGCGCCGUGCUGGCCAACAUCACGCUCCCGCCCAACCGGACCUUUGAGACGGGCGACACCCUCAACUACACGGCCUUCAUCUCAGCCGCCGACUACCAGUACCAGUACGACUUCGACCGCUUCUUCGAUUGGGAGGAGGCCGUUCAGUCCACUUACGUAAUCGUCAUCAUCUGUGUGGGCGUAGGAUCGCCGAUCAUGCUCUCCGCCCUGAAAUAUCUUCCCUUCAUGACUGGCGCAAUCGACAGGCUCAAGCCGUAUCUCGUAUACCCGAUCGGCGGGUACAACAUUCGUCCUCUCCCCCACCUGCUCGGGAACCCCCCAACCGCAGGCCAAGGACUCUGGAUCGCCAUGUUUGUAACCCUGAACAUCGUCCUCGGCGCCAUCACGUACAGGAACUUCCAGUACGUCCAUCCGUGGGGCUUCACCAAGACGGCCGAGAUUCUGGCCUAUGUCGGCUACCGCACCGGUCACAUCUCCUUCGCGCUGCUCCCCCUGACUGUCUUGUUCUCGUCCCGCAACAACGUGCUAAUAUGGCUCACGGACUGGCCCUUUUCUACCUUUUUGGUCCUGCACCGCUGGGUUGCCCGCCUCUGCGCCGCCCAUGCCAUUUGGUGCAAAUGUGGGGGUGGUGCAUACGCAGGGUAUUUGAGUUACACCAGCACCGGCACCUACUAUACCGACGUCCACAAGCCAUACUGGAUCUGGGGAAUCGUCGCGACGCUCUGCCUUGUCAUCCUGUUGUUCCAGAGCGUCGUCUGGUUCCGCCGCGCUUCCUACGAGGUCUUCCUCGUCCUGCACAUCCUCCUGGCCGUCUUCACCGUCGCCGGCUGCUGGUACCACGUCUACUACUGGAAAGGUCUCACCGGCGUGUACGAGCUGUGGCUAUACAUGGUGUGCGCCGUGUGGUUCUUCGACCGCCUCGUGCGCGUGCUGCGCCUGGCUAAGAAUGGUGUCCGUCGCGCCGAUGUGGCUGAGCUGUCCGCCGAUAUCGUGCGCGUCGACAUCCACGGCUUGAGGUGGUCGGCCGAGCCGGGCUAUCAUGCCUACGUCUAUUUCCCCACGUUGCAGCCCCUGCGUCCCUGGGAGAACCACCCCUUCUCCAUCAUCCAGACGGCUCUGCUACGUCCACGGAAGCACUCUCUCGCCUCGGCGCAGACAUCGUCGCAUUCGGGCGACGCCGAGACGAAUAAGAGUCCAAAAGUCGUUGUGGUAGCCCCGAGCUUGGCGGGCACCGAUGGCAUCUCCAUCUACAUCAAAAAGCAUCGGGGCAUGACGAGCUUUCUUCAGGAGCGCGUCGGCCUGCCGGUGCUGCUCGACGGCCCGUACUGGGGCAACCUGAGCCGGGAUGUGCUCAAGUGUGACCGCGUGCUACUAGUUGGUGGCGGCAUUGGCAUCACCGGCCUCCUUACCUGGACCCGCGCGCACGUCAAUGUCAAGCUAUGUUGGAGCCUCCGGGAGACAUCCUGCGCCCUUUUGCAGGACCUCGAACCCGCGCUGGACAACAUACCCGACAAGGUCGUGUUGGUCGGCCAACGGCUUGAUAUUGAGGCGCUCCUAGUACGAGAGGUCGAAGCGGGAUGGAAGAAGGUUGGCGUCGUCGUCUGCGGACCUGCUGGCCUUUGUGACGAUACUCGGAUGGCCGUGGUUAGGGUUGGAAAGCGGGUUAAGGUUAUAUUUGAGUUAGAGGUAGAUGCCUUUAGUUGGUGA
This is a messenger RNA of Colletotrichum navitas, 2001 nucleotides long. RefSeq names its product ferric reductase like transmembrane component-domain-containing protein. Gene Ontology annotation, biological process: intracellular iron ion homeostasis; iron ion transport; copper ion import. Lineage: Eukaryota; Fungi; Ascomycota; Sordariomycetes; Glomerellales; Glomerellaceae. Gene Ontology annotation, molecular function: ferric-chelate reductase activity. The coding region runs from base 1 to 2001 and encodes 666 amino acids. The transcript has 3 exons. The record is from RefSeq and is a predicted model, not a curated record. Gene Ontology annotation, cellular component: plasma membrane.